This is a messenger RNA of Rattus norvegicus (Norway rat), 4173 nucleotides long. RefSeq names its product DAZ interacting zinc finger protein 1-like (gene Dzip1l). Gene Ontology annotation, biological process: cilium assembly. Lineage: Eukaryota; Metazoa; Chordata; Mammalia; Rodentia; Muridae. Gene Ontology annotation, cellular component: centriole. The record is from RefSeq and is a predicted model, not a curated record.
GAUGUCUGGAGGGAGAGAGGGAGAGAUGACAAGAGGGAGAGCAGCAGCUGUCUUAGUUAACUUUAGGACCGUGGCUGCAUCCUGCUAUGGACGAGAAGUGGAGAGAAGGGAUGACGACAGAGUCUGCCCUGCCGCUUAAUAAGGCCUGGGAACUUGGAUGCUGGAUUUCCUUAACGGAUUCAAAGCAGCACUCUCCCUCCACCCCCUCCCCAAUCCCUUGCAGCUCUAAAAAUAGCUGUUCCCGGGCGCUGGGGAGAGGCUCCGCCUCUGCUGUGGGUGGUUGGGUUGGGGGGUGGGGGUGGGGGUGGGGAGCACUGCAGACCCCAGUCCUGAGCUACUGGCGAGGAGAGAGGCGCAGAGUCCGCGCGGCUGGCAGCAUCGUGCGGCUGCAUUGCAGGAGAUGGAGUGAGUCUGGACUUGCGGACGUGAAGCCAGCUUUGUAACCAAGAGACAUCGAGGAUUUACGCCCUCUAGCACUGACCCUGUCAUGAUUUGCUGUGAACCCCGGCAGCCCUUCCAUUCUGCUCGAGAAAUCUCAGGUCCUCUUUCAGCUCCUUGGCCAGUGGCCUUGGUGGCAUUCUACUCCCGUGGUCAGCCCAGAGCCUCUCCUGCCCAUGCAGUACUCAGUAGCCACUGCUGACGGCCUUAGCGGCCCGCCGUCCGGGGCCUACACACUUCCCACCUUCAAGUUCCAGCCUCGCCGUGAGAGCAUAGACUGGAGGCGCAUCAGUGCUGUGGACGUGGACCGUGUGGCCCGGGAGCUGGACGUGGCCACUCUGCAGGAGAACAUUGCUGGCGUCACCUUCUGUAACUUGGACCGAGAGGUGUGCAACCACUGUAGGCAGCCUGUGGACCCAGUUCUGCUCAAGGUGCUGCGCUUGGCGCAGCUCAUCAUCGAGUACCUGCUGCACUGCCAGGACUGCCUGAGUGCCAGUGUGGCCCAGCUGGAAGCACGGCUGCAGGCCAGCCUGGGCCAGCAGCAGCGUGGCCAGCAGGAGCUGGGUCGCCAGGCUGAUGAGCUCAAGGGUGUUCGGGAGGAGAGCCGGCGCAGGCGAAAGAUGAUCAGUACCCUGCAGCAGCUGCUUCUGCAGACAGGCGCCCACAGCUACCACACGUGCCAUUUGUGUGACAAGACGUUCAUGAAUGCCACCUUUCUCCGGGGCCACAUCCAGCGCAGGCAUGCAGGCAUGGCGGAAGUCGGGAAGCAGAAGCAGGAACAGCAGCUGGGGGAGGUGCUGGAGGAGCUUCGGGCCAAGCUCAAGUGGACCCAAGGGGAGCUGGAAGCCCAGAGGGAGGCUGAGCGGCAGCGGCAGGCCCAGGAAUUAGAGAUGAUUCGUCAGAGGGAAAUAGAAGCUAAAAAGAAGUUCGAUGAAUGGAAAGAAAAAGAACGGAGCAAGCUUUAUGGGGAAAUAGACAAGCUGAAACAGCUCUUUUGGGAUGAAUUUAAAACUGUUGCCAACCAGAACUCUACAUUAGAAGAGAAGCUGAAGGUGCUGCAGUCCUACAGUAUGACUGAGUCUCACCUCGGGUCUCUGCGGGAUGAAGAGUCAGAGGAGAGACUCAAGCAUGCCCAGGAGCUCCAGGCCCUUCGAGAAAAGAUGGACAUUCAGAAAACUGAGUGGAAGAGAAAAAUGAAGGCCCUGCAUGAAGAGCGGGCAGCUGAGAGGAGACAGCUGCAGGAGGAGAACGAGAGGCUUCAUGUCACGCUGUCUCAGGAUCAGAAGAAAGCGGCAGCCCAGUCCCAGCGCCACAUCAAUGCCCUUCGUGCCCAGCUGCAGGAACAAGCCAGGCUUAUUGAGUCACAGGAGGAGACGAUCCAGACUUUGUCCUUCAGGAGGAUGGAGGAAGUCCAAGAGGUGCCAAAGGCUGUGGUCACAGAGGAGGACUCUUCUGAGGAAGAGCUGGAGGCCUCCCUCGAGGAGCAGCAGGAGCAAAGGAAGGUGUUAGCAGCUCUCAGGAACAACCCUGCUUGGCUGAAGCAGUUCCGGCCCAUCCUGGAGGACACCCUGGAAGAGAAGCUGGAGGGCAUGGGGAUAAAGAGGGGCACAAAGGGAAUUUCAGCCCAGACUGUCCGACGCCUGGAGCCCCUGCUGAGAACACAAAGGGAGCAGACAGCCCGAAGCUUCCGAGAAUUUCUCAGUCUGAGGGAAAAACUCAACCAGGAAGUGAGCAGCAGGGCGAAGAAGAGAUGGGAGGGUACGGCUGUGGUGCCCCAGCCAGAUGGCCAGCCUCCAGUCAAAAGCCAGCGGACCACACUGGCCACAAGGGAGGUCCGGCCAAAGACCAGGACCCUGACUGUGGCACUGCCAUCCAAGCCGGCAGAGCCUUCUACAUCAACCCCUCGAGGCCACAGCAGCCAUGGCCCCGGCCUCACCCAGGUGUCCACCCCCAUUCCACGCCCCAGAGUGCAUGGACCCUCCAGUACCCCCGUUUCCCCUGGGCCCGGGCUGAGCAGCACCCCACCUUUCAGUUCUGAAGAAGAGCCAGAGGGAGACGUCGUACAACGUGUGUCUCUUCAGCCUCCUAAAGUUCUCCCUAGGUCAGCACCCCAGCCUGAGGACAACUGGGGCUGGUCUGAUUCUGAGACCUCAGAGGAGAGUGCCCAAUCCCCUGGGAAGGGCUCAGAUGGGCUGGCUUCCUCAGCAACACUGGUACAGUCGAUGGUCAAAAACCUGGAGAAACAGCUUGAAACCCCAGCAAAGAAGCCUUCUGGAGGGGUCAAUAUGUUCUUAAGACCCAACACUGCCCUUCAGAGGUCUUCUACACCAGCAAGGAAGACUCAGCUUUCAGAAGAUGAAAGUGACUUGGAGAUCUCGUCUUUGGAAGAUCUCUCCCAUGACCUGGGCCCAAAAGGAAAGCCAACACCUUUGUCCCACUCGAAGCUCCCAGAAAAGUUUGAUGCCAGCCCUUGGAGCUCUGGGUCACGACCCAGGAUUCCUGGCUGGUGAUUCUGCCAGAGGGCUUAGCCUUGUUUCUUGGCUGGUCUUCCCCAAAUGGAAGAAACUGUCAGGCCUCCCACUCUCACUAGCAGCCAAGAAGUCUUUCCCUUGAAGACAAACAGAGCAGGAGACAGAUGGGACCUCUAUCCAUUCCCUGACGGUCACCCCAAAAGGCUGCGUCCUGAUGCUGUGUCUUGUUUAAACGUGAGGAUUAUAACAGGACUUCCAAGUGUUUCUUCCAUGAUCCCAGCCCAGACUGAAAGUAGUUAUUGUUUCUAAGUUUUUGUCAUCUGCAGGUCACUGUGGCGUUGGGUCCUGAGUUAGGUAGUCUAUGGUGGACUCUCUAGCUUUUCACUACAGAGUUGGGGUGCAGACAGAGGUAGGAGGUGCAAAGUGCCUGCUGCCAGGGCUAGGCAUAGUAAUCAAAUGCUAGGCAUCAGAGUGUUAUGGGCUGCCAGGGCCAGGCAUAGUAAUCGAGUGCUAUGCAUCAGAGUGUUAUACGGGCAUGGGAGAGGCUGGCUGCCCUACUUUCGUUUCUGUUGCUGUGAUAAACACUCUAACCAAAAGCACCUUAGAGACUUUGUUGAUCUAUGACUGUGAGAGGUGAAGGCUGGAAUGUUAAGGUAGGUUUGCACACAGCACUACCUCUGACCAAGGAAUUCACUCUAUAGCCAAAGAAACACUAGGAACCAUAGAGGAUACUGCUUGCUGGCUGCAGCUGUACGUACUCAGCUAGCUUUUUUAUACAGCUCAGCACCGCCUGCCUAGGGAUGGUACUGCCCACAGUAGGCUGGGUUCUUCUGUGUGUGUGAACAAUCUAGACAAUCCCUCACAGACAUUGCCCUCAAAGCACUUCCUCUAUGGAGGCUCUCAGCUGUGGUGAAGGGAUAUGCAAAACUAACCAGGACACCAUUCCACCCUGCCCCGGAUGACCCAUAGAACCACAAAUUUAAUUUUUGAGAUCAUUUCUGACUGAGUUUUUUAUAUAUUGACUGUAUUUUUGGUUGGAGAGGGUUUGGGUUUUGAGACAGGGUUUCUCUGUGUAGCCCUGGCUGUCCUGGAACUCUUUCUACAGACCAGGCCGCCCUUGAACUCAGAGAUCUGCCUGCUUCUGCCUCCUGAGCGCUGAGAUUAAAGGUGUGCAUGGUGUCUUGUGCCUUAGAUUGAAUUUUUUUUAGUGUGAAAAUAUUUAUUUAUUAUAGUGAACAUUUAAAUAUAAUGAUGUAUACACCUC